CUUGCCGCGAACUUAGGAGAAAAAAUAUGACGCUGCCUUCCCCGUCUUCAGCCGGCACAAACUGCUCGAAACGCGCAAGGCCAUAUAUAAAGGCUCUAUACACGGUCUAGUUGGAGCAUCAAUUUACACGAGAAUCCUGUCUAUACACCGUCAAACAAGCUCAAAGCCAUGCUCGCUUUCCCCACCCUCAUUUCAGCCCUUUCUCUGGUCAUCGGCUCCUACGCCGCUCCUCUGAUCGUUGGCACUGUCACCUGCGAACCAUACGCAUCUGGUGCGCUGGAUUACAGCACGCAUGCCACUGCACCGCUCGGCGGUUAUCGUACCACCCUCAACACCCAGCAAGAGCUGACUGUCAGCGUUAAGGAUGCAGCAUGCGGAACAGGCAUCGCCCCCGUGUUCGAGUUCCAAACGUGCAACUCGACACUCAUGGGAUACGAGCAGAGCCCCACCUUGCAUUAUGGACAUUUGAAGGAGAUCGGUACGGGUCAGUGCGUGACUUUGGGCUCCGGCAACGUUCUCAGCCUGGAAGACUGCUACUAUUCGGAUGAUUCCGGACAAGUGCUCCAAUACUUCGCUUUUGGCAGCCCGUCCAACGCGGGCCUGCUCACUCUGGUGCGGGGCGUGUACAACGGGAUGAACCCGCUUGGUUGGGAUCUGGUGCCGACCGCCCCGCCCAGCCCGUUAGCCGAUUUCACUGUGACGCUGACGACACCUAGCGGAACUCCACAGAAUGUGCUCUACUUGGACAGUGCCUCCACUUGCCACUGAUCUGCCCGAUCCUUUGUUUUCUUUAUCACGGACAAUGCCCAGAGCUGGAGCCUUAUGCUCCAACACAAGGACUGGAUAGUGUUUCUUCACUGGCAAUGUAUCACGUUCAUUAGUAUUGACAAGUGCAUUCCGCAUAUUGGUCCCG
Molecule: messenger RNA, 913 nt
Organism: Dacryopinax primogenitus
Lineage: Eukaryota; Fungi; Basidiomycota; Dacrymycetes; Dacrymycetales; Dacrymycetaceae
Exons: 3
Coding region: 169-768 (199 amino acids)
Source: RefSeq, a predicted model, not a curated record